This is a messenger RNA of Mytilus californianus (California mussel), 3683 nucleotides long. RefSeq names its product DNA repair protein XRCC1-like. Gene Ontology annotation, molecular function: damaged DNA binding. Gene Ontology annotation, biological process: double-strand break repair via nonhomologous end joining; single strand break repair; base-excision repair. The record is from RefSeq and is a predicted model, not a curated record. The transcript is spliced from 15 exons. Gene Ontology annotation, cellular component: nucleus. NCBI's taxonomy places the organism in Eukaryota, Metazoa, Mollusca, Bivalvia, Mytilida, Mytilidae. Bases 97 to 1851 code for a protein of 584 amino acids.
CUGAAGAAAAACUUGCUGAAUCAGUAUUAUGAGUAUACUACAGAAAUUGUAAAAUAGAUAAUUAAUUAGGUGACAUUCCAGACUUAAUUGGAGAACAUGCCAGAAAUAAAAGUGAAGCAUAUUGUAUCCUGUAGUUGCGCUGACAAGAAUAAUCCAGCUGAAAAUUUAUUAAAAGCAGAAGGUUCACAUAAGUGGAAAACAACUGGCCAACCUAAAAAUGCUGUUGUUGUACUCCAGUUAGAGAAAUCUAGCCAGGUUAAUUCCAUUGAUGUGGGGAAUGAAGGUUCAGCAUUUGUGGAAAUUUUAGUUGGAAAAGAGACGGCUACAACAGAUCAUGAUUAUAAAGUAAUAUUAGUAGCUUCUUCUUUUAUGACACCACUGGAGAGUAGAAAUGGUACCAAUAGAAACAGUGUUAGAAUGUUUGGACCAGAAAAGUUGUCAAAUGCUGUUGCCAGUGAAAAGUGGGAUAGACUUAAAAUAGUCUGUACUCAACCCUUCAACAAGACGUCAGAGUAUGGUUUAUCAUUUAUAAAGAUUCAUUCCACUCCAGAUGACAAAGAAGAAGGAACUAAGAAGUUAGGAGCAUUUACUGUUAAACCAGAAACAGGAGAUGAUAUAACAACUGGGUCACUGUUUGCAAAAAAGAAAAUAGAACCAGUUGAGAAACCAUCCCCAACAGGGGCAGCCGCUGUUAGAGCAGCUUCUCGUUUGGCUGAUGAAUCAAUGUCUUCACCAAAAAUAGAAAAACAGGUCACACCAACAGCACAGAAUAAAAGGAAACAUACUGCAGAUUCAGAUGAUGAGCCAUCUGGCUCUGGUACCCCAGUCCCAUCACUGAAGAAACAGUCAACCAGUCUCAGUUCCACAGCUUCGUCUGCAAAAAGUGAAUCAGUACCUCCAUUGAAGAAAACUAAAUCUGAACCUCCAAAGGAAUCAGCAGUGAAAGCCUUUGGUAGAUUAAUGGAAGGUGUUGUGUUUGCUAUGAGUGGGUUUCAGAAUCCUUACAGAGCUGAGCUUAGACAAAAAGCAGUAGACAUGGGAGCUGUAUAUAAACCAGACUGGGGGAAAGGAUGUACUCAUCUCAUUUGUGCUUUCUCAAAAACACCUAAAUAUAACCAGGUCAGAGGUAAAGGAAAAAUAGUAAAAAAAGAUUGGAUAUUACAGAGUUAUAAACAGAAGAAACUGAUACCAUGGAGACAUUACCGUCUUGGCGAUGCUGACUCACCAGAUGAAUCCAGUACUGAUGAAGAUGUUUAUGUUCCUAAAAAGUCUCCUCCAAAGAAAAAACCCUCAGAAACAAAAUCACCAAAGAAAACCUCACAUAAACCAAGCAAAGAAGCAAUGGACAUGUCAGAUUCAGGAGAUGACACAGAAGAUGAAGUUAGGAGGGUGAAGGCAAAGAUCGAUAAUCCAAAGGGUUCAUUGAAAAAAGAUGAUGAUGAUAAUGAUCCUUAUAAUGCUUCCACAGAUGAAGAUGCCCCAUCAUCAUCCAAAAAGGAAUCACCCAUAAAGAAUGGAGCCGUGGAUGAUGGAAAUGACUCAGGUUUUCCUGAACUACCAGACUUCUUUAGGAAGAAACAUUUCCUUCUGUAUGGAGAUUAUAAUGAGAGGACAAGACGUAGUAUGGUACGAUAUAUAACUGCAUAUGAUGGGGAGUUAGAAGAUUAUAUGUCUGACAAAGUUAACUUUGUAGUCACUAACUCAGAGUGGGACCAGAAUUUUGAUGAUGCUUUAACAGACAAUCCAAGUCUGAUAUUUGUAAAACCAAUAUGGGUAGCCAAGUGUCAUGACAAAUCGAAGUUUGUACCGUACCAACCCUAUGUUAUAAUUCCAGUGGAUGAUGAUGAUUAGAUCAACUUGUGACUGUACCAUCCCUGUAUAAUACAUCCGGCAGACCAUGGUGACACCAUUAUUGUUAAUGUUGGAACACAUAUAGCUGUGUGGUAGAGUUGUUUGCAUUAGAAAAGAUUGACAUUUGGCAGUGGAAUGAUUCUCUAGCUAAUACUUCAUAAUUUCUUUGUCAGGUGAUAUAAUAUAACACUAUCUCUAGCUUAUAUAUUAAUUCUUAAUAACUUUGUUGGGAGAUAUUGAUGUUCAUUUUAAUAGAACAGAAUACAAUUGUUUUGGAUAAUGAACAAAACUAUUUUUUAUAAUGUUCAGCCAUUUUAUGGUUACAAAUUGUUAAAAAAUGUCUUAUUAGAUUGUCUGUUCACUGUAUAAAUCUGACAGACUAAACAGAUUUUCAACUUAAUACACAAUUAUUUAUUGUUAGUUUGUUAUGGCUUGGACAUUUCUGUUAACAUAUAUAUAGAAUUCUUGUAUUGCACUCUUGUUUUACUCAAUGUUGUUAAUCUUCAAAAAUGCCAAUGUAAAUUGUUGUCAGCUUUUUAUACCACCAUAUAAGGUUGUAAUCGUGUAGUUUGUUGUUGUCUUGUGUAGGCAGGGGAAGUUAUGUUUUAGUAAUCAAACAAUAUAAAGUAAUGUAAUAUCAUGAAUGUACCUUACGCUAAGAAAGUUUGGCGUUGAUUUUUUAUGGGUUCUUACUAAAGCUGUAAGGUCAACUCAAAAAGUAUUAAUACCUAUAUAGUGUUAGUCCUGUUUGGAUUCAUACACAAAACAAGGUUGAGUUUUAUUUUUCUUUCUUCACAUUUGCUCAUUUUAUGACCUCGAGUUUGGAAUCUAAUUUGACCAAUCGAUCAUUUCUCUCUUUUAUCCUGAUUCAAUGUGAAUGAAAAAAUAUUUUGUCAAUUCAAACUCCAUCAAACAAACAAAUCUGAAAUAGAUGUGUGUUGUAUAACUGUUCAGCCAGUCAGAAAUACCAUUACAUUCUAAAUAUAAAUCAAUAAAAUGAGAUGCUGGAUAUAUCCGUCAUCGAGACGCAAUCCAACAAAACAUACAACCCAAAGACAUCUGUGGUCUGUUGGAUACAUGGCUGUGCUUCAGAAGACAUCAAGGAGAAAUAAUUUAUUUCGCUGCAUCAUUUUCUGCACAGAAAGUGUGCACAUUAAAAACACUCGAGUCAGAUAAUACCUUUUCCUUCCAUUGAAAAGGAAUCUGCAUUUUAAAUCAUAAUCACAAUUUUCAAAGGCUUGUAAUUGGGUGUUUUUUUGUUAGGACUCAAUACAAGAGGCUUUUUCAGGGGGAUACAAAGAUAUUUGAGCUUUCUGUUGUGUCUCCCAGUAUUGGUCAAUAAAAAAAAAACAGAUUUUAAUAAUGAAUUAUGACAUGCUUUGCUAUAAAUAGUAAGGACUAUUAAUUGAAUACAUACAAUCUUUCUUGAAUGAUGAUAUAAAUAGUGGAUCUAGCCUACAAGUAAAAAUGUCAUUUUUUCGUUUUUUCAAUUUUUUUUCUCUGUGAAUUGUUGUAUCACACUUUGAGAAGCAUUAUUUUUUUGUCUAUGUAUGUUAAAACACACCAAUACAUAAUACAUCUGACUUCUUUCAAACUAAAGUGCAUCAUAUUCUUUUCAAAAUUUGAUGUAAAAAGAUAGCUAUUCAUUAAAUCUUAGAUUUUGACUGAUACUUAUACAAGACCAUUAUAGGAAGGCAGCUAAUUUAACCAAUAGGAAUUUAAUGUAUGUGUAAUUAUUUGAAUUAUUCGAAACUUAUUGAUGCUUUUGAAAAGUUUCUUUACAUUUGUAUGUUAUAGAUAUUUUUUAUAUUAAAUAAACUAAAAGAAAUGUC